CCAUUUCAUUUUUCAAGUCAUAACUUCUCUCUGUCUUCGCCGCUCUCGGAGAUCAUGUUCAUGGCGUCUCUCUCUUUUUCCUCUCCUUCUCUUUACCGGAAACCUCCUCUCUUUUCUUACUCUCGCUCUUCCUCUCCUUGUCCCCUCCCUUUCCCUCACAAGUUGCGGAGCAAAGUUGAUCAAGGUAUAUGCAGAGCGGAUUUCUCCCGCGACGCUCCCCUCGCCACCGCCAUUGGCUCCUGCAUUCUCAGCUCCUUUCUUUUGCCGGUGGCUAAGCGAGUCGGCGACGAAGAAGAAGACGACAGUUCGGCGAUCGUCUCAACGGACAUGAGAUUGGCCGCCAUGGGAAUCAUCAGCUUCAUCCCUUUCUUCAAUUGGCUGAGUUGGGUUUUCGCUUGGCUUGAUACUGGUAAAAGGCGAUACGCUGUUUAUGCUCUUGUGUAUCUCCUUCCCUAUUUGAGCUCAAAUCUGUCAAUUUCCCCAGAAGAAAGCUGGUUGCCCAUCACAAGCAUUGUCUUGGGCAUAAUUCAUGUUCAGCUUGAAGCAAGCAUUGCAAAUGGCGAUAUAAAGACACUUCAAAUCUUCAAAAACCCUUCUGAAAAUUUUUCGUCAAAGAAAAGGGCCCGAUUUGACAGAAAUCAUGGACAUUUUGAGGAGAAGGAGAAGGAGAAAGACGGCAAGUAGAAUCUUACCAUUUGGUGAUCAAAAUCUCAGAAAUGAGGUUCACCGGCCAAGCAAGCCCUAAACACACAGAAGAUCAGAACAGUAAGAGUUCAUUGGCUCACGUAUCUAUAUUUUAUAGCUACAGAAUUCCCCUGAAAAUGUGGUAAGAAGAGAACAUCUUGUGUUUAUGACUUGGGUACGCUACGCAUCUUGAUGUCUUUACCUUGUACGACUUGGUCUUGGUUAUUGUCUUCAAUGAUCAGUCACGGAUUCGACCCGUGUGUUACUCUCUU
Tarenaya hassleriana is the source of this 956-nucleotide messenger RNA. RefSeq lists its product as uncharacterized. The transcript is spliced from 6 exons. The record is from RefSeq and is a predicted model, not a curated record. NCBI's taxonomy places the organism in Eukaryota, Viridiplantae, Streptophyta, Magnoliopsida, Brassicales, Cleomaceae. Bases 55 to 684 code for a protein of 209 amino acids.